This is a messenger RNA of Aureobasidium namibiae CBS 147.97, 7080 nucleotides long. RefSeq names its product PROCN-domain-containing protein. The record is from RefSeq and is a predicted model, not a curated record. NCBI's taxonomy places the organism in Eukaryota, Fungi, Ascomycota, Dothideomycetes, Dothideales, Saccotheciaceae. Gene Ontology annotation, cellular component: U5 snRNP; catalytic step 2 spliceosome. Bases 1 to 7080 code for a protein of 2359 amino acids. Gene Ontology annotation, molecular function: U5 snRNA binding; U2 snRNA binding; pre-mRNA intronic binding. Gene Ontology annotation, biological process: spliceosomal tri-snRNP complex assembly; mRNA splicing, via spliceosome. The transcript has 4 exons.
AUGUCCGCACCACCGCCACCUCCUCCAGGCUGGGACGCCCCUCCCCCGCCACCACCUGGAGCUGCUCCUCCCGACGCCCUUGCCCCUCCUCCGCCCGGUUACAAACCUCAAGUCGACCCUCAAAUCGCAAAAUUCGCCGACAAGAAGCAAAAAUGGUUGCGCAUGCAGAGACAGCGCUUCGGAGAGAAGAGACGUGGAGGUUUUGUUGAGACACAGAAGGCCGACAUGCCACCGGAGCAUUUGCGAAAGAUUGUAAAGGACAUUGGUGAUGUUUCGCAAAAGAAGUUCAGUUCAGACAAGAGAAGUUAUCUGGGUGCUCUCAAGUUCAUGCCGCAUGCUGUCUUGAAGCUUUUGGAGAAUAUGCCCAUGCCUUGGGAGAGUGUGCGCGAAGUCAAGGUCUUGUACCACGUCAAUGGAUGCUUGACGCUGGUCAACGAGAUUCCUCGUGUCAUCGAGCCAGUCUUCCAUGCGCAAUGGGCUUCCAUGUGGGUCGCCAUGAGAAGAGAGAAGAGUGACAGAAGACACUUCAAGCGUAUGCGCUUCCCCCCCUUCGACGAUGAGGAGCCGCCACUUUCAUGGUCCGAGAACAUUGAGGAUGUCGAGCCGCUUGAGCCUAUUCAGCUGGAACUGGACGAGGACGAUGAUGCCGCCAUCUACGAGUGGUUCUACGACCCCCGCCCUCUCUUGGACACAUCACAUGUCAGUGGACCUGGAUACAAGAAGUGGAACCUGUCACUGCCGCAGAUGGCUGCUCUUCACCGUAUGAGCACUCCUCUUCUCAGCGAUCUGGUCGACAAGAAUUACUUCCAUCUCUUCGACCUGCCCAGUUUCCAGACCGCAAAGGCUCUCAACGUCGCCAUCCCUGGUGGUCCCCGCUUCGAGCCUCUGUACAAGGAUAUCGACCCCAACGACGAGGACUUUGGCGAAUUCAACGCCAUUGACCGCAUCAUCUUCCGUGCUCCUAUCAAGACCGAAUACCGUGUCGACUUCCCCUUCCUCUACAAUUCUCUACCCCGCAGCGUCAAGCUGAGCACAUACUCACACCCUCAGACAGUCUACCAAAGGACGACAGACCCCAGUCUUCCUGCAUUCUACUUCGAUCCUGUCAUCAACCCCAUCUCUUCAAGAGCCGUUGCUCCCAAGAAUUUGACCGUCAGCCACGAGGAUGAGAUCUUCGGCCCUGGCAACAACGAGGACGACGAUUUCGAGAUGCCUGGUGAGAUUGAACCUUUCAUGUCUGACGAGGACCUUUACAACGACGAGACUGCUGCCGCUAUCCAGCUGUGGUGGGCACCUUACCCCUUCGAUCGCCGUUCAGGCAAGAUGGUUCGUGCUGAGGAUGUCCCUCUUGUCAAGCAGUGGUAUCUCGAGCACGUUCCCGGCGGUCAGCCUGUCAAGGUCCGAGUCUCUUACCAGAAGCUGCUGAAGAGUUACGUUCUCAAUGAGUUGCACAAGAAGCCCCCGAAGGCUCAGAACAGGCAAAACUUGAUGAGCACUCUCAAGCAGACAAAGUUCUUCCAGCAGACCACCAUUGAUUGGGUUGAGGCAGGUCUUCAAGUUUGCAGACAGGGCUUCAACAUGCUCAACCUGUUGAUUCACCGCAAGAACUUGACUUACCUGCAUCUCGAUUACAACUUCAACUUGAAGCCCAUCAAGACUCUGACCACCAAGGAGCGCAAGAAGUCGCGCUUCGGUAACGCCUUCCACCUGAUGCGUGAAAUCCUCCGCCUCACCAAGCUCAUUGUGGAUGCUCAGGUACAGUACAGACUGGGUAACAUUGAUGCCUUCCAACUUGCCGACGGUAUCUUGUAUGCGUUCAACCACGUUGGUCAACUUACUGGUAUGUACCGUUACAAGUACAAGCUUAUGCACCAGAUUCGUACUUGCAAGGACUUGAAGCAUUUGAUUUACUACAGAUUCAACUCCGGCCCCGUCGGUAAGGGUCCUGGUUGUGGUUUCUGGGCUCCUGCCUGGAGAGUCUGGCUAUUCUUCAUGAGAGGUAUCAUUCCUCUUCUUGAGCGCUGGUUGGGCAAUCUGCUCUCGAGACAGUUCGAGGGUCGUCACAGUAAGGGUGUCGCCAAGACAGUCACCAAGCAAAGAGUCGAAUCUCACUUCGAUCUUGAAUUGCGUGCCUCAGUCAUGGCUGAUCUGAUGGAUAUGAUGCCCGAGGGUAUCAAGCAGAACAAGGUCAACCUUGUGCUUUCACAUCUGUCUGAGGCUUGGAGAUGCUGGAAGUCCAACAUUCCUUGGAAGGUUCCUGGUCUCCCUGCACCCAUUGAAAACAUCAUUCUGCGUUACGUCAAGAGCAAAGCCGACUGGUGGAUCUCAGUCGCUCAUUACAACCGCGAGCGUAUCCGAAGAGGUGCCACCGUCGACAAGACCGUCGCCAAGAAGAACCUUGGUCGUCUGACUCGUCUGUGGUUGAAGGCUGAGCAGGAACGCCAGCACAACUACAUGAAGGACGGUCCUUACGUCUCCUCUGAAGAGGCUGUUGCCAUCUACACUACUACUGUUCACUGGCUCGAGUCGAGAAAGUUCCAGCCUAUCCCCUUCCCAAGUGUAUCGUACAAGCACGACACCAAGAUCCUCAUUCUUGCCCUCGAGCGUCUGCGCGAGGCUUACUCAGUCAAGGGCCGUCUCAACCAGAGUCAGCGUGAGGAGUUGGCUCUGAUUGAGCAGGCUUACGACUCACCUGGAACUACUCUUGCACGUAUCAAGCGUUUCUUGCUCACACAGCGUGCUUUCAAGGAAGUAGGCAUUGACAUGAACGACAACUACUCGACCAUCAACCCAGUCUACGACAUCGAGCCUAUCGAGAAGAUCACAGACGCCUAUCUUGACCAGUACCUCUGGUACCAAGCAGAUCAGAGACAUCUUUUCCCUGCCUGGAUCAAGCCUUCAGACUCUGAAGUGCCGCCACUGCUCACCUACAAGUGGGCUCAGGGUAUCAACAACCUGGACAAGGUUUGGGAGACUGCUGAUGGAGAGUGCAACGUCAUGAUUGAGACUCAGCUUUCCAAGGUGUACGAGAAGAUUGAUUUGACUCUGCUCAACCGCCUUCUUCGUCUAAUCAUGGACCACAACUUGGCAGAUUACAUUUCAUCCAAGAACAACGUUCAGCUCAACUACAAGGAUAUGAACCACACCAACAGUUAUGGUAUGGUUCGUGGUCUUCAAUUCUCUGCUUUCGUCUUCCAAUACUACGGUUUGGUCAUCGAUUUGUUGUUGCUAGGUUUGCAACGAGCCAGCGAGAUUGCGGGUCCUCCGAAUGCACCAAACGACUUUCUGCAAUUCAGAGACCGUGCUGCCGAAACUAGACAUCCCAUUCGUCUCUACACAAGAUAUGUCGACAGAAUUUGGGUCUUCUUCCGUUUCAGCGCAGACGAGUCUCGCGACUUGAUUCAACGCUUUCUGACUGAACAGCCUGAUCCGAACUUCGAGAAUGUCAUUGGGUACAAGAACAAGAAGUGCUGGCCGCGUGACUCUCGUAUGAGAUUGAUGCGCCACGAUGUCAACCUGGGUAGAGCCGUCUUCUGGGAUAUGAAGAACCGUCUGCCUAGAUCAGUCACCACUAUCGAGUGGGACGACACUUUCGCCUCUGUAUACAGCAGAGACAACCCCAACCUGCUCUUCUCCAUGUGCGGUUUCGAAGUCCGUAUCUUGCCCAAGAUGCGCAACCAGAACGAAGAGUUCCCUACAAAGGACAGUGUCUGGUCUCUUGUGGACAACUCGACCAAGGAGAGAACAGCACACGCCUUCUUGCAGGUUACUGAGGAGGACAUUGCCAAGUUCAAUAACCGCAUCCGUCAAAUUCUGAUGUCUUCUGGAUCUACCACCUUCACCAAGAUUGCCAACAAGUGGAACACAGCUUUGAUUGCACUCUUCACAUACUACCGUGAGGCUGCUGUCAGCACCGUCGACCUGCUCGAUACUAUCGUCAAGUGUGAGACCAAGAUUCAGACUCGCGUGAAAAUCGGCCUCAGUAAUCGUUUUCCUCCUGCCGUCUUCUACACACCGAAAGAGCUUGGUGGUCUAGGUAUGAUAUCGGGUUCUCACAUCCUCAUUCCUGCCAGCGACAAGCGUUGGUCAAAACAGACCGACACCGGCGUCACCCACUACCGUGCAGGUAUGUCGCACGAUGAGGAGACUCUUAUCCCCAACAUCUUCCGCUACAUCAUCCCGUGGGAAGCCGAGUUUGUCGACUCCCAACGUGUCUGGACCGAGUACUCGCAGAAGCGCCUCGAGGCUCAGCAGCAGAAUCGUCGUCUAACUCUUGAGGAUCUCGAGGACAGCUGGGACCGUGGUCUUCCUCGUAUCAACACGCUUUUCCAGAAGGACAGAAGUACGCUCAGUUUCGACAAGGGUUUCAGAGCUCGCACCGAGUUCAAGAUUUACCAGCAGAUGAAGAGCAACCCCUUCUGGUGGACAUCUCAGCGUCACGAUGGUAAGCUCUGGAACCUCAACGCAUACAGAACCGAUGUCAUCCAGGCUCUUGGUGGUGUUGAGACCAUUCUUGAGCACACCUUGUUCAAGGCCACUGCUUUCCCCUCAUGGGAAGGACUCUUUUGGGAAAGAGCUAGCGGCUUCGAAGAAUCCAUGAAAUUCAAGAAGUUGACAAACGCCCAAAGAUCGGGUCUUAACCAAAUUCCCAAUCGUCGCUUCACCUUGUGGUGGUCACCAACAAUCAACCGUGCCAACGUCUACGUUGGUUUCCAGGUCCAGCUCGAUUUGACCGGUAUUUUCUUGCACGGCAAGAUCCCCACCCUCAAAAUCUCACUCAUCCAGAUCUUCCGUGCCCAUUUGUGGCAAAAAAUUCACGAGUCCGUGGUUAUGGAUCUGUGUCAAGUCUUCGAUCAGGAGCUUGAGGCUCUUGGUAUCGAGACAGUGCAGAAGGAGACCAUCCAUCCCAGAAAGAGUUACAAGAUGAAUUCUUCUUGCGCCGACAUCCUUCUGUUUGCCAGUCACAAGUGGAGUGUUAGCACACCCAGCUUGCUCUACGACACCAAGGACAAUAUGGGCCAAACUACAACCAACAAGUUCUGGGUCGACGUCCAGCUCCGUUACGGUGACUACGAUUCUCACGACAUCGAACGUUACGUUCGAGCCAAGUACCUCGACUACACUUCCGACAGUAUGAGUAUCUACCCAUCUGCCACUGGUUUGAUGAUUGGUAUCGAUCUUGCCUACAACUUGUACUCCGCCUACGGACAGUACUUCCCUGGUCUCAAGCAGCUCGUUCAGCAGGCUAUGGCCAAGGUUAUGAAGGCCAACCCCGCGCUCUACGUUCUUCGCGAGCGUAUUCGCAAGGGUCUGCAGCUCUACGCUUCCGAGAGCAACCAAGAGUUCCUCAACUCUCAGAACUACUCUGAGUUGUUCAGCAACCAGAUCCAGCUCUUCAUUGAUGACACUAACGUCUACCGUGUCACCAUUCACAAGACUUUCGAAGGUAAUUUGACCACCAAGCCUAUCAACGGUGCCAUCUUCAUCUUCAACCCCAGGACUGGUCAGCUGUUCUUGAAGAUCAUUCACACUAGUGUUUGGGCAGGUCAGAAACGUCUCGGUCAGCUGGCGAAAUGGAAGACGGCAGAAGAAGUUGCGGCUCUCAUUCGAUCGUUGCCCGUUGAAGAACAGCCCAAGCAGUUGAUUGUCACAAGAAAGGGUCUGCUUGAUCCUCUCGAGGUUCACUUGCUCGAUUUCCCCAACAUCUCCAUUCGUGCCUCGGAACUGCAGCUGCCCUUCCAGGCUGCGAUGAAGGUGGAGAAGCUUGGCGACAUGAUCUUGCGUGCUACCGAGCCUCAGAUGGUGCUCUUCAACUUGUAUGAUGAGUGGCUCAAGUCCAUCUCUUCUUACACCGCCUUCUCGCGUCUCAUCUUGAUCUUGCGUGCUCUGCACGUCAAUCAGGACAAGACCAAGUUGUUGCUUCGUCCUGAUAAGACUGUCAUCACACAGGAGCAUCACAUCUGGCCGACGUUGUCUGACGAUGAUUGGAUUAAGGUCGAAACGCAGUUACGUGAUCUGAUCCUGAACGAUUACGGCAAAAAGAACAACGUCAACGUCUCUUCUCUGACACAGAGCGAAGUCAGAGAUAUCAUUCUGGGUAUGGAGAUCAGUGCCCCCAGUAUGCAGAGACAACAGGCUGCAGAGAUUGAGAAGCAACAAGAGGAACAAGCUCAGCUCACUGCUGUCACAACAAAGACGCAGAACGUGAAUGGCGAAGACAUUGUCGUCACAACCACAUCUCAGUUCGAGCAGCAAACCUUCGCCUCAAAGACCGAGUGGAGAACACGUGCAAUUGCUACGUCCAACCUUCGCACUCGCGCCAACAACAUUUACAUCUCUUCUGAGGAUAUCCGUGAUGAUGAGGAGCACUUCACCUACAUCAUGCCCAAGAACAUCCUCAAGCGUUUCAUCACCAUCGCCGAUCUCCGUGUACAGGUUGCUGGUUACUUGUACGGUUCAUCGCCGCCGGAUAACAAGCAAAUCAAGGAAGUCAAGGCUAUCGUUAUGGUACCUCAAGUCGGUAACACUCGUGACAUUCAGUUGCCUCGGAACCUGCCUGAGAACGAUAUCCUUAACUCUCUUGAGCCUCUAGGAUGGAUCCACACCAGCGCCGGCAACGAGACCAGCUACAUGACUGCACAGGACGUCACUCAGCACGCCCGCCUCAUGAACCAGCACGACACUUGGGACAAGAAGACAGUCACCAUGACCGUCUCUUUCACUCCUGGUUCAGUCUCGCUGUCUGCCUGGUCGCUGACUCCAUCAGGAUACACCUGGGGUGCUGAGAACAAGGACAUGUCUUCCGACCAACCCUCUGGCUUCAACCCUGGUGCCGGCUUCGGCGAGAAGUCUCAACUUCUUCUUUCGGACCGCAUCAGAGGAAUGUUCUUUGUUCCCGACGACGAGAGAUGGAACUGGUCAUUCAUGGGCUCAGGCUUUGGCGACAAGGAGAAAGGCCGCAUCUAUGUGGAUGUUGGCGUACCCAAGAGAUUCUAUGAUGAUGUGCAUAGACCUGUUCACUUCCAAAACUUUGCUGAGCUGGAAGACGUCUGGGUUGAUAGAUCUGACAAUUUGGCCUAG